AGGGGAAGCGGCAGCUCUCAGAGCCCUCUCCGCGCCCGCAGCGAUGGCUACAACCGUGACCUGCACCCGCUUUACCGACGAGUACCAGCUCUACGAAGAUAUCGGCAAGGGGGCUUUCUCAGUUGUACGACGCUGUGUCAAACUUUGCACUGGACAUGAGUAUGCAGCUAAGAUCAUCAAUACCAAGAAGCUCUCUGCAAGAGAUCACCAGAAGCUGGAGAGAGAAGCCCGGAUCUGCCGUCUCCUGAAGCAUUCCAACAUUGUUCGUCUCCAUGACAGCAUCUCGGAGGAAGGCUUCCACUAUCUCGUGUUUGAUCUGGUCACUGGUGGAGAGCUUUUUGAAGACAUUGUGGCAAGAGAGUACUACAGUGAAGCCGACGCCAGUCAUUGCAUCCAGCAGAUCCUGGAGGCUGUUCUCCAUUGCCACCAAAUGGGGGUCGUCCACAGAGACCUCAAGCCAGAGAAUCUCCUCUUGGCUAGUAAGUGCAAAGGAGCCGCAGUGAAACUGGCAGAUUUUGGCCUGGCCAUCGAGGUGCAGGGGGACCAGCAGGCAUGGUUUGGUUUUGCGGGCACUCCUGGCUACCUGUCCCCAGAGGUUCUGCGUAAAGAAGCUUAUGGAAAGCCUGUGGAUAUCUGGGCUUGUGGUGUGAUCCUCUACAUUCUGCUUGUGGGCUAUCCUCCAUUCUGGGAUGAAGAUCAGCACAAACUUUAUCAGCAGAUCAAGGCCGGAGCUUAUGAUUUCCCAUCCCCUGAGUGGGAUACUGUCACUCCUGAAGCCAAAAACCUUAUCAACCAGAUGUUAACCAUCAACCCUGCAAAAAGGAUCACAGCUCAUGAGGCCCUGAAACACCCAUGGGUCUGCCAACGCUCAACCGUGGCCUCAAUGAUGCACAGGCAGGAGACUGUGGAGUGUCUCAAGAAAUUCAAUGCCAGGAGAAAGCUGAAGGGGGCGAUCCUUACCACCAUGCUGGCAACACGAAACUUCUCAGCAGCUAAGAGCUUACUGAAUAAGAAGGCGGAUGGAGUCAAGCCCCAGACGAACAGCACCAAAAACAGCGCGGGUGUCACCAGCCCCAAGGGGACGCUCCCUCCUGCUGCCCUGGAGCCUCAAACCACCGUUAUCCAUAACCCAGUGGACGGGAUUAAGGAAUCAUCAGACAGCACCAACACCACCAUAGAGGAUGAAGACACCAAAGUCCCCAGGAUCUCUGAUAUUCUAAGCUCGGUGAGGAGGGGUUCAGGGCCCCCAGAAGCUGAGGGGCCCCAGCCAUGUCCGUCUCCAGCUCUCCUAAGCUCCCUGCCUGUCCUGUCCCCCAGGAUCUCUGACAUUCUAAGCCCAGUGAGGAGGGGUUCAGGGCCCCUGGAAGCCGAGGGGCCACAACCGGCCAUCCCCCAGCCUUGUCCGUCUCCGGCUUUCAUGAGCCCCCUGCCAUUCCCGUCCCCCAGGAUCUCUGACAUUCUAAGUCCAGUGAGGAGGGGUUCAGGGACACCGGAUGCUGAGGGCCCCCAGCCAGCUGUGCCCCAGUCCUGUCCAUCUCCAUCUCUCCUAAGCCCCCUACCCACCUCAUCUCGCAAGCAAGAAAUCAUCAAGAUCACAGAGCAGCUGAUAGAGGCCGUCAAUAACGGGGACUUUGAGGCUUAUGCGAAAAUUUGUGACCCAGGCCUGACCUCAUUUGAACCUGAAGCUCUUGGCAACCUUGUAGAAGGGAUGGACUUCCACAGAUUCUACUUUGAGAAUUUGCUAGCCAAGAACAGCAAACCCAUCCACACCACCAUCCUGAACCCCCAUGUGCACGUUAUCGGUGAGGAUGCCGCAUGCAUCGCCUACAUCCGUCUCACGCAGUACAUCGACGGGCAGGGCCGACCCCGCACCAGCCAGUCAGAGGAGACCCGCGUCUGGCACCGCCGUGAUGGCAAGUGGCAGAAUGUCCACUUCCACUGUUCAGGUGCGCCUGUGGCCCCGCUGCAGUGAAGAACCAGUACAUCCUUUUGUGGUUUCAUCCUGACGGAGACGGUGAUUGGAGCGGAGCCGCCACUCGCCAGGUGGUAGCGCCCACCGCGUC
Messenger RNA from Vombatus ursinus (common wombat), 2063 nucleotides. It is a transcript of the gene CAMK2B, whose product is annotated as calcium/calmodulin dependent protein kinase II beta. Gene Ontology annotation, biological process: protein phosphorylation. Gene Ontology annotation, cellular component: cytoplasm; neuron projection. Bases 44 to 1972 code for a protein of 642 amino acids. The record is from RefSeq and is a predicted model, not a curated record. Gene Ontology annotation, molecular function: ATP binding; calmodulin binding; calcium/calmodulin-dependent protein kinase activity. The transcript is spliced from 23 exons. Lineage: Eukaryota; Metazoa; Chordata; Mammalia; Diprotodontia; Vombatidae.